This is a messenger RNA of Acaulospora morrowiae, 348 nucleotides long. NCBI's taxonomy places the organism in Eukaryota, Fungi, Glomeromycota, Glomeromycetes, Diversisporales, Acaulosporaceae. The record is from the annotation of a GenBank genome assembly.
AUGUUUUCCGGCUGGUCCUAUUUUUCCAACAACUUACGUUGCAUAAACUGCGACAAUACUAUAAAGUCCAACGCUCCGUUCCUCAUCUGCCAUUAUUGUCCAAUCAAGGUUAACGUCUGCCCCGAUUGUAUUGACAUCGUUGAGCCGGUUCACAAGCAUGAUCUCGACUAUGUGAUCCUCGAUAAAGGCCUGAAAGAUUGGCCAUGCUGCGGGAGCGAAUGUGACGGCAAGAUAAUCAGAAGAAAUGUUUUUAAAUGUAAAGAUUGUCAAAAACAUUAUUGUGAAGAUUGCAUCAAAGAAAAACAAACUAAGUUGGAUGGAAGAAAAUGCGAAGAGCCUGGUUAUUAG